Juglans microcarpa x Juglans regia is the source of this 438-nucleotide messenger RNA. RefSeq names its product protein PELPK1-like. The record is from RefSeq and is a predicted model, not a curated record. Bases 1 to 438 code for a protein of 145 amino acids. The transcript has a single exon. NCBI's taxonomy places the organism in Eukaryota, Viridiplantae, Streptophyta, Magnoliopsida, Fagales, Juglandaceae.
AUGGCAUUGUUUUUCUCAAGCACCGAGAUGAGUCUCGCUGCUCGUCACCUCUUGGAUACACCAACUGCUCCGCCCCCAGCAUUGACACUGCCUACAAUACCAUCUCUGCCCAAGGCGACCUUGCCUCCACUGCCCUCUGUGCCAACGCUGCCUAAAGCCACAUUGCCACCACUGCCUAGUACGUCAUUGCCUACUUUGCCGACUCAACCUACUCUUCCAAAGCCCACAUUGCCACCAUUGCCCACAAACCCACUGCCAACACAGCCAACUCUUCCAAAGUCCAUGUUGCCGCCGCUGCCAAGCACCCAAUUCCCAACACUGCCAACAAUGCCCACCGUCCCCAAGGUGGCACUACCUCCACUACCAGCUAUUCCAAUGCCCACCAUUCCAACUACUAUCCCGACAAUUCCUUUCCUCUCCCCACCACCUUCAAAAUAA